This is a messenger RNA of Ceratina calcarata, 4129 nucleotides long. It is a transcript of the gene dve, whose product is annotated as SATB1_N and homeodomain domain-containing protein dve. The transcript is spliced from 7 exons. Gene Ontology annotation, molecular function: RNA polymerase II cis-regulatory region sequence-specific DNA binding; DNA-binding transcription factor activity, RNA polymerase II-specific. The coding region runs from base 1937 to 3835 and encodes 632 amino acids. Gene Ontology annotation, biological process: chromatin remodeling; regulation of transcription by RNA polymerase II. Lineage: Eukaryota; Metazoa; Arthropoda; Insecta; Hymenoptera; Apidae. The record is from RefSeq and is a predicted model, not a curated record.
ACGGGAGGAGGGAAGUGGCACGAUCGAAAUCCCCGCAAGAGAUCUUAAUUCUCUGUCUUCCGGCCCCUGGUCUCCGAUGCCCGCGGUGCAGUGCAGCGCUUCGCGUACUGUGUUGCAGGUAUACGGUGCACCGGUGUACGUGCAUCUUAUCUCUAGACACACCCCCGACUUGAAGCGUUGCGGCGAAGAGGAGCGGGAUACACCGGAAAACUAGCUCCCGGACCAGAAGUGGGAGUCGAACCGCGGAGGGAGGAGGAUCGUGAGGGAAAGAAGGAAAGGCUAAGCGCGAGCAGAGAUAAGGAGAAGAAGAGAUAGCCAGACGAUGAAAGGGGUGAAUAUAGAAGACGAGGGGAGAUAGAAAAGAUAUAAAAAUAAACAAAGAAAUAUAAUAAAUUUCGAGAAAAAUAAAUGAAUGAGUGGGAUAAACUGUUAAAAAAAAUGGAAACUGUGUGGAUGACGAAAACGAGAUUAUAGGAGACGGUGGAUCGAUGGAUCAUAGGGAAGGAGAGGAAAAAUUGGAGAGGGAUAGAGUGAGACAAAAAAGAGGAGGAUAAGAGAGAAAACAGAGAAACUGGAGGAAUUGUACGGAUGACGGAGGUAGUUCCACAGGGUUUGAGGGUGAACCAUUCGAGUGAGGGACCAGGAUGGUCCUCGAAAGUGGGCGAUGGUAGCCGACGAGGUGGUGGGGUGACGGCGACGGCGGGUAGGGCGCCGUAGGGGCAGAACCAGCGCCGCGACGCUCAGGCACGCACAGUCGCGGCUCGAACGCCGUCCCAUGCGAACGUGUGACUCUCGCGGAUCGUGUAAUAUUUUUCAGCAUCGUGUACAGAUGUCCACGACCACCGUUCGCUUUCCACUACCGGAUUUCAGAAGAACAUGAUCGAGAAUCUUAUUAAGAAAAUCGCUGGAGAUGGAUUUCUGUUCAAGAUCAAUGAGAAACAGCGAGGACCUGUUGGAAACAUAACUGAGAACAGUGUUCAUUGAACGAUCUACGAUUUAUAAUCGUCAUAUUCAGGAUUCCAUCUGUUAUCGAUUGUCGAAAGUGAUUUUGUUGAUGAUAUCGAAGCAUUUGAAUACUGAGAAGCAGCCGAUGUGAUCGAUUGUUUAGAAACAGAAGCUGAAACGUCACAUGCUGGCCGAAUCGAGAUGUCUAUAAUUUCGGUGAUUUUACGAUAAUUCAACUCAGAAAUACACGUAACGUCUUAAAACUUGACAGACCGGAAGACUUUCUUGCAACAUCUAGUAAAGAAAUUUUUAUCAGUGCAAGUAUUAUUUAAUGGUACAGUGCUUGUAUAUUUGACCAAACUGUGAACUGCUCCUCUAAAAAGACUAGAAAUCUCGUAUUGAUCCAAAGAAGGUGAAAUUGUAUAGUUUUAUACAUGUAAACUAUUUGGUUUAGUAUCACUGGUGUAGAAACUCGUGACCCAUGCAGGCGCCAAUUUCAUCCAGUUUCGACAUAGUAGGUAGCGACAAACACGUGUGUGCUAAACCACUCUUCGCGAUCUAGUCGUAAGUGUCCGCAAUCGUUAUUGAUCAGGUGAUUUAAUCAAUUCUAUCUUCUGAUAAUAUUAAUAUGACUUAUAAUUCACUCUUAAUGACUAAUAUCGUGAUAAAUAAGAUCUUCAGCCACCGGUAGUAAUCGAAAAUACAUUUCAAUUAGAAAAUUGAAAUUAAAAAGUGCAUUUCAUCCAUUAUCUUACUCGCUUGCUCGAAAUAUGAAUCCAUUCGGUUGUGAUUCGAGGUUAACGAAGAAUUAGCAUACGCAAGGUGCAUCGGGAGGAAGUGUAUCAAUUUUAAGACUCAUUCAUCGUUAAAUAAUACGUAAGAGCGGACAGAAAAUCGGUGAAAAUCGUCGAACCGGUAAAUGUCAGUGUAAAAUUAAAAAUGGCGGCGACUUCCGAGCCCCAGGAUAAUUAUUGAGGAACUAUACGGGGGAAUGGAUUUUCAGAGCGCUAUGGACACGUUUGUAGAGGCAUGGAUGGCUGCUAAUACGAAGACGGAUCAAGUACAGAGCCAGGCUUUGGCAUUGACACACAAGGCCUCUCCACCUUCGAGGCCGAGCAGCGUGUCCUCGUUACCAAGGAGUCCCCAGUCUCAUCAGUCCCAACAGUCUCAGCCGCAGAACGCUGCUCAACCACCACCGGUGCAUCCUCAUCAAUCGCAGACACCCCUAAGCGCGCCCCAAACACCGUUCUCUGCGCACAAUCAACACCCCAAACAAGAAGCGAGCAUAAGCCCGAAACAAGAGGGAUUCGAUCUCAGCAAAUCUACUUCCAGCACCGGAAAAAAUCUUCCGGUACACUGUGUAGUUGAAACGAUUCACAACAUCGUAGAGACUCAUGUAAGCAACUCACGAGAGAACUGGCGAAGGCCCCAAGUAGAAACAGACUCCUAUGUUAUUAUCCCCGUGGCCAUGCCUUUUCAAGAUUUAGUAGGCGAGGCAUUAGUACGUCUUGGUUAUUCGAGCGACCUAAUUCCAAGCGCAAGGGGAAGCAUUGUCAUAAGGAACUGGAAACCCCUGCCGAUGGAAAAAGUAGCGGACGGUCCUCUGUUAACAGUGGGCGACAUUUUAGCCGAGCUGACAUCAGUCGCCACUUUAAAGAUUCAAGUAUACAGAUCCAGGCCACCGCCUCCUAGUCCAGCUGCCGAAGUUAGAAAUAAAUUGUUAAGACUGCUGUUACUUCAUAGUCAUGCACUUCUCGUCUCAGCUGGCUGUCCCUUGGAUGAGAUGACACUGUUAUCCCUAUGUAGAGGUGGGAAUGAUAUGUCGGAAGAGACGAAACGAAACUUCGAAUCGUGGUUGCAACAGCAACAGUUGGGCAUAGGCCUGAACCCGAUGGUACCAAGCACGAACCAUCACCAGCAUCAUGCACAGAGCCCGCAGCCAGACGGUGCCGGCACCAUCGGUCCGACCGGUGGUGCGAUCGGUCCUCCGCAUCCGGCGCUCCUCCAAUACUCGCAUAAAACGCGGAUGAGAACGAGUUUCGAUCCGGAGCUGGAGCUGCCGCGGCUACAGCGAUGGUUCGGUGAGAAUCAACACCCGUCGCGUCAACAGAUCCAACACUACGUCUCGGAAUUGAAUGCCCUAGAGUCUCGCCGCGGCAGGAAGCCCUUGGACGUAAAUAACGUCGUCUACUGGUUCAAGAACGCAAGAGCCGCUCAGAAGAGGGCUGAUAACAGGGGCGUCAAUGGUCACAGCCCUCCUGGGCUCAGUCCGAGGGGCGCCAGUAUUGUCAGUGAAGAUUGCACAGACGAGGAGGAGGAUUCCAGGAAUCAGUCGACAUCACCUUCUCCUUGUCCACCGGGAAGUCCGCCGGUCGGACCACUGUCAUUGACAACCAGACCCGAGGAUCAACAGCCUCCGCCGUCGACGCCGACCUCAGUAAAACAAGAGGACGCAAGGGUGUCCUCCGGUUCGGAGGACGACGAGACGAGACCCACUGGUCCGCUGCCUCCCGGAUUUUCUUUGGUCCCCAGUCCGAUGUUCGGCCACGGGAUAAUGUACAUGUCACCUUAUCUGCCGCCACGCGGACCAGCCGGUUGUUCGACCAGCAUGCUGGACGAGAGAAGGAAAAGGAACCGGACGUUCAUCGAUCCCGUAACGGAAGUACCGCGACUCGAGGCUUGGUUCACCAAUAAUACUCACCCCAGCCACGCAUUGAUUUUGAAAUACACGGAGGAGCUGAACCGAAUGCCGUACCGGCAGAAGUUUCCGCGGUUGGAACCGAAAAAUGUCCAAUUCUGGUUUAAGAAUCGCCGGGCCAAGUGCAAGCGUUUGAAGAUGGCUCUGUUCGAAGGCGAGUCGCCGCAGCCGCAUCCGUAUCACGCAGACUAGCUUUUACCCUUCAUGUAACGUAACGUAGGAAACAGCCAAGAUGUCAAAUGGCAAUUAUAUGUACCGUAAAACGGAAGGAAGGAACAGAGGAGAAGAAAUAAUUAAUGAAAAGAAAAAAAAAAAAACAUUCAUCGUUAAUCGCAACCUGUUAUUCUUUAAUAUCGUUGAAUUUGCGAACAUACUCGCCAUGGUCGCACUUUUGUUGUAAUUAUCGCGUAAUUAUUAAUAUAAUUAUUAUGGACCUUAAUAAGUGUACAUAUGAGAAUACUGUCGAAUAAAAACUAUACGUCACGA